CCGAAUUUAAGCGCCGCCAAACCGUUGCAGCCAGUGUUGCAGCCAUGGAGGAGGCGUUGCGCGUGCACUACGCGCGCGUCGUCGCGCAGUCGGACCUCUCCCGCCAUUUCCACGACGCGCCACCUACACGGGGCGAGACGCACGCACUGCUCAGCGACGCUGCCACGUAUGCGGAAGCCAUCGACGCGCUCUUGCGCAUCGGCAGCCCACAGCAGCACUUUCAGUAUCUCUUCUUCAAGUACGCGCAGAGCCACGGCGAUGGCAUUUCGCGCUCGGAGCUUCUCCAGCUGCUGCAGGAGCACUUGUCGCCCGCCGCGAUCGAGGCCGACGCACGCUUCUUUGAAAAGAUCUACACGUACCUCAAGCGCCACUUUACGGUGCCAGUGCUGUCGCUUGACGCGACGCUGUCACUUCUUAGCGCGCGCCCCCAAAUCCUCGCCUCCGUGUGCAUUGAUAAGGCGCAACUCGAAUCGCUACUCCAAUCCAACAACGCGCGCAACCACGUUCCAAAGGAAUUACUCGAAGCGUAAUCAUUUUUUCGCUCAAGUCUAGUAGAUUUCUCGCUCGAGUUGGGUGCGGUCGAGGCGCUGCCGAGCACGCUUCUGCGCUGUUGCAAACUCGUCGACGCACGCCGCCUCGCGAUGAUGAUACGUCGGUGGAUCGGCCUCGUCGGCUCGGGGCGAUCGGCGAUCGUCAGUCGGAAAGGCCGGCCGCGGCGCGACGCUUGGCUCCGGGCGACUCCACAACUUGUAUGCAACGACUGCGAUACAGAGUCCAACGAGCAGUGGGAACCGCCCCAUGACGCCGUCCCCAAACCACGAAGAUGCUUCUUUCGCAGCCUAAUAAAUACGUUAACAUGGCAAGAGCCAACAAAUGCGAUUCUAAAU
This is a messenger RNA of Saprolegnia diclina VS20, 887 nucleotides long. RefSeq lists its product as hypothetical. NCBI's taxonomy places the organism in Eukaryota, Oomycota, Saprolegniomycetes, Saprolegniales, Saprolegniaceae. The transcript is spliced from 3 exons. The record is from RefSeq and is a predicted model, not a curated record. The coding region runs from base 45 to 530 and encodes 161 amino acids.